UUACAUUUAAGGCAGGCCAACGGAGUCAAUGUAUACUCGUGCAUUUUCGUACGGAAUCGACAGAGACAUUUCUUUGCUGUCAUUUGCAACCGAACUUCUUCCACCACCUUGUCCAGCAGCCGUUUGCAGACUGGCUUUAUGUCUGGCAGGUCUGCGUUUGAGUGCGCCUGCGCCAUCGCCAUCUUAUUAACCUCCUCAGUCAUCCAAAUUUGAGAGGUUGGCCGUGAGGGGUAUAUGUAGACCAAGAGCAACAGAAGGGAAACGACAAGCUAUAAGGAUAGUUGGCGAUUGGGGUUAUCUAGUCUUGUGGUGUAAGAAUACUAGUUGUUGGGACUGGUGAUAUAGUAAUAUACAGUAUUCCUAGAGUAAAAGAUUUUUUAAAUGAUGCAGCUGAAUGGUUGUCAGUAAUGGAGGUCUUCUGUUGCUGUUCUCUGUGUAUAUUAAUGGUUAUGUCUUUCAGUACCAGGAGCUGUUAAAAGUGUAUAUGUGCCUUAGCUGCUGCAGACAAGUUUCAAUAUUUUAAUUGACCGGCCUUUUCAAAGACCGAUUGUGUGACCGCUAAAUUACCAAGUAUUUGAUGGAUGUUGAAAACACUGAAACAAUUAUAUUCCGAAUUGAUCCGCUAUUUUUAACCUGUUAAAGUGGCGUGCAUCGAGAGCCUCUGUUUUUGCAAACCCACAUACAGGUUUUCGGUCUUUCCUGUAAAAUUACUUCUGGAAACAAUAAUUAACUUAGAGAAAAUGCUUCAGCCAGAUUCUGCAGAUGCAACUGUUAGGAAGAUGGCGCACCCGGCAAUGUUUCCUAAAAGGGGUAGUAUCACUACUCCUGUUACUAGCGCAGCUGGUACCGUUGUUAGUAGUAUUUUAGCUGAGGAUUAUGCACCACCGUUAAUAAUACAGCCCCCUCCUGUAGCAACAUCUUCUCCAGGAAUAUUGCAUCCCCCUCCGCCUCAGAGUUUAAACAUUCAGUCCCUGCAGCAGUCUGGAGCUCAGAAAAAGAAAAGUGGUUUCCAAAUCACUAGUGUCAUUCCGGCUCAGAUUUCUGCAAGUAUGAGUUCAAAUAACAGUAUAGCAGAAGACACGGAAAGUUACGACGACUUGGACGAGUCACACACAGAAGACCUGUCUUCUUCUGAGAUAUUGGAUGUUUCUUUGUCCAGGACUACCGAUUUAGGAGAACCGGAAAGGAGUUCAUCUGAGGAAACUCUAAAUAACUUCCAAGAGGCGGAGACCCCCGGGGCUAUUUCUCCAAAUCAGCCUCAGCACCAUCUUCCUCCCCAGAAUGUUAUGAUUAAUGGAAGUGCUCAACAUCACCACCACCACCAUCCCCACCAUCAUUUGCAUCACCAUCAUCCUGCACUUCAGCACCCAAUUCAUUCAGGAGUUAUAGUUGGACCUCCAAAAUUAGUUGGCUCUGUUGCUGGUGGGCUUUUCCAUAUACCAACAGAAAGUGGUGACAGUACUGAUGUUUCAUUGCCUAAUAUGGUUUCAUCCAUCGCACCAGCUUCUGUGACUUCAAAUUUUGCCACUAUAGGAGUAGCAGGUACUAAUGCAGGUGGGAAUGCUGUUUCUGGUGAUAGUGUGAAUAUGGGCAACAUUGCCACGAGUGAUUCAAACAUCACAGGUGUGAGUGGUGUAGGUGGUAAUCUAAGAAGUAGUAGCCUUGCAUGCAUUAGCACAACUGUCAGCAUCCCUGCUACUGUUAAUGUAAAUACUGUGUGUGGAACAAUUAGUGGCCCCUCUAACAUAGUUACUAAUGCAAGUGCAGCAGCAGAUUCAAGAGCACCUACAGUGCAGCAACCUACUGCGGUUGGAUCUAGGUUUAGAGUGGUGAAACUGGAUUCCCUUUCUGAGCCUUAUAAAAAGGGUAGAUGGACUUGCUCUGAAUUCUAUGAUAAAGAGAGCACAACCACUGCUUCUGAAGGAUUAAGUGUCACCAGAGUUGCAGACAGUAUACGACCGAUUCCAGUUGAUGCAACCUCUGAAAGGGAGAGUACCAGUGGGAGUUCUGUCAGCAGCACAGUGAGUACACUUAGCCAUUACACAGAAAGUGUUGGUAGUGGUGAAAUGGGAGCACACAGUGUUUUACAGCAGCAGAUUCAAGUUAUGGGGACUCAACAGCAGGAUUUCAGUGGCUGUUCAGGUAUGCAAGUGCCUAGUAUAACACAGAGUGUUUCCCAGUCACAACUUGCGCAAAUGCAGUUGCAUUCUCAAGAAAUGGCUAGUGCACAACAGAAACCAACCACUUUGCCUUCUGGACAGCAGGCAGCUAUGAAUACUGCAAAUGUGGCGUUACCUUCAUCAUUAAUUCCCCAGCAACCUAUUUUACCUACAGCCAUUCCAGCAGCACAACAGCUAUCGUACUCCCAGCAAACUCAACCUGUUCAAGCAAUGCCCUCUGUGUCUCAGCAACAGCUCCCGUAUACAUCACAGCAGCUUCAGGGAAGUGUACCUCAUAUGGCACCUGGGCACGGGGCACCACUAAGCCAAAGUGUUGUUCCUAACAGUAUGCAAGACUAUGUACAUCAGCAAGUAAUGCAAGUUUCUGGUCCAAGUGGUAGAACAGUCGUAUCAUCUGCUGCCCAGCAUUUAAGUGUACAGGGCCAGAUACAGCCCCUUGGAGCACAAACUGUACUGGCUACACCUCAACCCAGUAUGCAUACCCAAGGUUCUGCACCAUUGGCUACUCCUCAGCCUAGUGUGCAUACCCAAGGUGUUGCACCUCUGGCUACAUCUCAGCCUGUAAUGCAUGCUCAGGGUGCUGCACAACUGGCUACACCCCAGCCUGCUUUGCAUGCUCAAGGUUCUGUAGCUGGCAGUGGUGGUAGCCAGAUUAGAACAGUGAGUCAGACAGGAAGCUUGCCUGCUGUUGUGCCACAGCCAUCUGUGAACCAGCCCACUUCUACGGUUCUGCAGCCAAAUGUUUCAUUGACUUCUGUAGCGCCUCCUAUUAUGCAGCCUUCACAGCCUGGGAUUAUUCAACAAGGGAUUCCUCAUGGAACCUCUGUCCUCACUCCAGCAUCAGUCUUGCCACCACAGACUUCAACAUUGCCCCCACAAACACAAAUGGUUGACUCUGCGGUGCUUUUUCAGGGGAUGAACCAACAGAAACCAUUAAGUCCUGUACCACCUGGUGCAAGUGUUGUCCAUCUAACUUCGAGUGUGCCUCCUAGUUUGUCUGCUGCCACGUCAUCGGUGGUUCCAUCUCAGAGUACUGUGCCAGUUUCUGUUGUCCAGGAUAGUAGUUUGAUGCAGAGUGUUGGACAACCAAGUAUGAUUCCAACUACAAACAUUUCUCUACCACAGCAAAUGGCAUCACAGAGUUCUCCAUAUCCAACUUCAGUCUCUGCUCAACCUGUGUUAAGCCAGGGGGGAGAUGCCAGGCACAGUGUGAGUAGUCAAAUCAUUGGUGCAGCUCAGAUCCCAUUUGUUGAAGGACUUCCCAGUGGUGUUGGACAGGAAGCAAGUAGCAGUACUCAAGAAGUUUCAUCUACCCUUUUGCCUGUCAAGACAUUGCCUCCAUCUGGAAAUGUGGAUGGUGAAGAAGACAGUGCCUCUGGUGCAAGUGUGGUAGCCAUAGACAACAAAAUCGAACAAGCCAUGGAUCUUGUGAAAAGUCACCUAAUGUACGCUGUAAGGGAAGAAGUAGAAGUGCUGAAAGAGCAAAUAAAGGAGCUCCUUGAGAAGAACUCACAGCUGGAGCAUGAAAACAACCUACUAAAAACUCUUGCAAGCCCUGAGCAGCUUGCACAGUUCCAAGCACAGAUUCAAAAUGUGUCUCCUCCUGCCUCCACACAGACUGUAGGAGCAACACAACCCACAUCACAGAGUUCAGGGCCAUCAGUGUAAGAGACUGCACUUUUCUAGCUUGAUUAUGAAAAGUAACAGAAAGGGGUCAUCCUCUGCAACAUUCAGAGCCAAGCAUUUCAAUUUUGCACACUUAAGAAUGCAGACCAGCCUUGUGAUUGUGAUUUUGUAAGGAGGUGUCUUCUGUGUUAGACUGCCUUUUGACUGAAAGGAAUCAUUCAGGAAUGGAGACUCUAACUUUGCUUUCUGCAGGGUUUCACUCUAGUAUUGAUGGAAAUGUGACAUCUGAAUGCCAGUUUAGUUAUUUUGGAGCUCCAUGCUUGCUUUCUCUUUUUAAAUUCUACAAGGCUGCAAGUGAUGCAGGCAUUUUCCGUAUGGCAAUGUGAAGGAGUGGUCUAGGUGAAUGGCAGUCAGGAUUCUGACCCUGUCCCUUUAACAGACUGAGAGAAGUAGAAGCAAGUUUGUUCCAAGGGGGCUUCUGACAAAAAAAAAUGAAGGCUUUGGGGUAUUUAUAGAAAAUGGGUUUUCCAGUAUUUAACUUGAAUACAGUCACCUUAGUCCUUAAAAGUGGCAAACGUUUGUUUACACUGCUUUGUUUUUUUUCUGUAUUUUUAUUUUAUUAUUAUUUUUUUUUUUGUAUAAAGCGGUCGAGAGAUGCAGAGAAAAGUUAAUGGUUGGUAAUAGGUGAUCAUGCUGUUUGGACCUUGAAAGAAAUGAAGGUGGGUUUACCUUGUGUAUAUUUAUGUAUGUAGUGUAAAAGUAUUUUGUAAAAUAGAGAACUGUAACUAUUUAGGUUGUACAGACUGAAAAUUUAGCUGUUUCAUUGAUCUGAAUAUGUUCGAAUAUUUUUUUUUAUGCUGUUUGAAAAUAAUGCAUCUACACAGCAUUCAGAGACUUGACAGUAAUGCUCUAGUUUUCAUGUUUUUUUUUUUUUUUUUUUUUUUUCUGGUUGCUAACUAUUCUGAAGUAAACUGGUCCUAGCAGCAGCUGUUUGUGAAAUUCAAUAAUGUGGAACUCUUUAAACACUCCAUUUGUAGGCCACUGCUAACAAGCUCUCUUCUGGUAUGAAUUUUGCCUAUUAUCAUAUCGUAAUACGCUUAUGUUCUGUGCAUGUUUCUUGAAACAGCUGUAACACAAUUGUAUUUGACUGUUGCACUUGUCAACUUUCAAUAAAAGCUCUCACAUUGGUAAAUGGA
Messenger RNA from Protopterus annectens (West African lungfish), 5002 nucleotides. It is a transcript of the gene TSC22D1, whose product is annotated as TSC22 domain family member 1. Bases 741 to 3848 code for a protein of 1035 amino acids. Gene Ontology annotation, biological process: regulation of transcription by RNA polymerase II. The record is from RefSeq and is a predicted model, not a curated record. The transcript is spliced from 3 exons. Lineage: Eukaryota; Metazoa; Chordata; Ceratodontiformes; Protopteridae.